Cucurbita maxima (winter squash) is the source of this 551-nucleotide messenger RNA. RefSeq lists its product as uncharacterized. The record is from RefSeq and is a predicted model, not a curated record. The transcript is spliced from 4 exons. Bases 67 to 396 code for a protein of 109 amino acids. NCBI's taxonomy places the organism in Eukaryota, Viridiplantae, Streptophyta, Magnoliopsida, Cucurbitales, Cucurbitaceae.
UUCAGAAUGAGAACAGUAGUUGGGGCUGAGGCCAUUCGUGAGAAUUGGGAACUCGAUUGAUUGUGUAUGUUUUUUAGUACAACAAUUGCAGAGGAACUCGGCUCAACCAAACUAAUGGAGGGGAUCCAUCUAUUGAGGUGGAAGAGGGAGGAAAAGGGAGAUAUGGGACUAAGGGCAGGUCGUUUAGGUUCGUUGUUGCUGUUCAUGGUGCUCAUAGCAUGGUGCUUGCCAGUUUCAGGAAAACAUGACGAAGAUAUGAAGAUGUCAAUAAUGUUGGGAAAAAGGUCUUUGAUUAUGAAUAUCAAUGAUUAUGACGAUCCAACUGCAAAUCAACGACACAGUCCGUUCAAGUCUAAACCAAAAAUGCCACAAAAGGGUCGAAAAAGAAAAGGCUAGCAGCUACCUACUUCUUUAUCUUUUCUACAUGUUGUGUUACGACCUCGUUGAUAUAUAUGUAAACAUGAACUACCGAUAUCAGUAACAUAUUGAUCAAAGUUAUAUAUCUAAACCGGUUGAACUAUACUUAAAUUGAUUAUUCCUUGAAGUUUUUG